Messenger RNA from Saccharomyces kudriavzevii IFO 1802, 654 nucleotides. RefSeq names its product Fcf2p (gene FCF2). Lineage: Eukaryota; Fungi; Ascomycota; Saccharomycetes; Saccharomycetales; Saccharomycetaceae. Bases 1 to 654 code for a protein of 217 amino acids. Gene Ontology annotation, cellular component: nucleolus. Gene Ontology annotation, molecular function: RNA binding. The record is from RefSeq and is a predicted model, not a curated record. The transcript has a single exon. Gene Ontology annotation, biological process: RNA processing.
AUGGAUCAGAGUGUAGAAGAGCUAUUCGGAGCAUUAAGAGAUGCUAGUGCGAGUUUGGAAGCGAAAAGUGCUACGAAGAAGCAAGAUACUUUCGAACAAGAGGAUGUUUUGCAAAUUGACAAGAAUGAUGAUGAAGUAGACACUGAAAGUAAAUUCCAAGAAAUUGAGGCUGGUCUAAAGAAGCUCCCCAAGUUGGAGAAUGGAUUCGAUGUCUUGGCUAAGAAAAAGACGAAGAAAAGUCAGUUGCCGAGUGUUCAGACAAAAGAGCAAGGAAGUUCCAAGAAGAGUAACAAAGACGAUAGUGAUUGGUUCUCCUUACCAAAGCCAGAUGAUAACAUGCGUCGUGAAGUGCAACGAGAUUUACUGCUGAUCAAACAUAGAUCCGCUCUGGAUCCAAAGAGGCACUACAAAAAGCAGCGUUGGGAAGUUCCAGAGAGGUUUGCCAUUGGGACUAUAGUUGAAGAUAAGAGUGAGUUCUACAGUAGUCGUAUGAACAAAAAAGAAAGAAAGUCUACUAUUUUGGAAACACUUAUGGGCGACGAGACCUCGAACAAGUACUUCAAACGUAAAUAUAGCGAAAUUCAGGAGAAGUCCACUAGUGGUAGAAAGGCACAUUACAAGAAAAUAAAAGAAAUGAGGAAGAAACGCAAAUAA